AUGCUUUUAUUCACAAAGAACGCUUCUACGGUGCUUGUCGGUGAUGUUAAAGAUAAAAUUGCCAUAUUGGUCGAUACAUGCGGUACAAUUGUACGUGCUGCCGAUCGUUUGGUAGAAGCAAGUGAUACAAAGGUUUAUGCUAUUUUGACACAAGGUAUCUUUUCGGGACCAGCAAUUUCCCAUAUAAAUAAUGCCUGCUUUGAGGCUGUGGUUGUUACAAAUACAAUUCCUCAGGAUGGUCACAUGAGAGAAUGUCUUAAAAUACAGUGCAUUGAUGUCUCAAUGAUGUUUGCCGCGGCCGUUAGAAGAACACACAACAGCGAAAGUGCUUCUUAUCUCUUCUCAAAUGUUCCAUAUUAA
This is a messenger RNA of Musca domestica (house fly), 360 nucleotides long. Its product is annotated as ribose-phosphate pyrophosphokinase 1-like. Gene Ontology annotation, cellular component: ribose phosphate diphosphokinase complex; cytoplasm. Gene Ontology annotation, molecular function: ribose phosphate diphosphokinase activity; magnesium ion binding. Gene Ontology annotation, biological process: purine nucleotide biosynthetic process; 5-phosphoribose 1-diphosphate biosynthetic process. The coding region runs from base 1 to 360 and encodes 119 amino acids. Lineage: Eukaryota; Metazoa; Arthropoda; Insecta; Diptera; Muscidae. The transcript has a single exon. The record is from RefSeq and is a predicted model, not a curated record.